AUGACGUCCAAGAACUUGUACAAGCUGUCACCUUCAUUGAGCCACCUGCUGGGCAAGAGCGAGCUCACUCGUCCGGCCGCCAUCAAAGAAUUUUGGGCCUAUGUGAAGCAGCAUGAGCUGCAGGACCCCAAGGACGGGCGGGUAAUCCGCCCCAACCAAGAGAUGAAGGACGUCUUUCGAGUGGAACACAUCGGCUUCACGCAGGUAAUGGGGCUAAUAUCCAAGCACCUCGAGAAGAAGCCUGGACAAGAAAAGCGCGCGUGUGAUAUCCCAUCCAAAGACGUGUGA
Molecule: messenger RNA, 288 nt
Organism: Peronospora farinosa
Lineage: Eukaryota; Oomycota; Peronosporomycetes; Peronosporales; Peronosporaceae
Source: the annotation of a GenBank genome assembly